AUGGAACACUGGUUCCAGUACGAAUCAGGCAUGCCCUGGUGCGAGUCCGCCUACAAAUACCAGACCUUGCCGAUGGUGGCGGAGUUCGCGAACACGGUGACAAAUCUCCCAAUUAUCGUGCUUCCCAUGGUAAAUGCGAUGAUGUUGCGGGAGUAUAUUGUUGAAGAGAAUUGGAUGAUGUUCUUGCCCAACUUGCUGUUGACGAUAAACGGUCUCGCUUCGACGUUUUAUCAUGCAACGUUGAGCUUGUUUGGUGAGUUAAUUGAGAAAAUAAAGUUGGCAUUUGAAACACAUUUUUUUUGUUUUUUAAAACUUUUUUUAAAUUUAAGAAAAUACGAUCAUUUCCAAUGUUUUAAUCGAAUUUAGAACAUAUAAAAUUUCAGGUCAACUAGUCGAUGAACUAUCGCUCCUUUGGCUGGUGAAUAUGUGUGUUAUCGCGUACCUACCGAUUCUCUCGACAUAUCCAGCAAGACUCAGACAUAGAAUGUAAGUCACCUAUGUCCCAUCUUUUAUUAAAUGGCCAAGUUUGCAAUUUUUCUCAUUUUUAGCCCCGAAAUCCGCUGGGCGAUUGUUGGAAUCACAACUCUGGUCAGUUUGCUCUGUUUCAUCAAGCCGUCGUUGAAUGCGUUCGCUUUGAUGAUUGUCAGCAUCCCCAGCAGCGUUAUGAUUUAUUUGGAAGGAAUCAAGUAGGUGUUAGCCCUGUUUGGAAUAUUUCCAAAGCAAUUUCUCAUUGGCAAUUGCUGAGUAAAAACUGCUAGUUGCUAUCUAUUUUUGGCGUAUAAGUAAGCCUUUACUUUCAGGCACGGAUUCCCAGCGGUGGAGAAGUUCACUUGGCGAGUAUUCACUCUCUGGGGAUUGGCCAUUACUUUCUGGUUGUCCGACAAAGUUUUUUGCGACUUUUGGCUGUAUUUGGGUAAGUUGGGCACUAUACUUUGUGCUGUCGUGCGAAAUCAGUUUUGAGACAGUCACUUUGCGGUCACUGUUUCGUGAAUCUUGUCUUUUUCUAGGCUGACGAGCUUAGCGCGAGCUGAGCUUAAGCCUGUUUAAGCUCAUCAUUGCAUUCGAUAAACCUGCUUAGGCUAGUGCAGUUUAAGGCUAGAAACAGUUGUUAGCGUUGUAUAAUCUGCAGUCUGAGCGGUACAUUCUUGUGGUAUCAUAUGCCACCACAGAUGUAGGCCGUCUGGAAAGCAGUUGCCUUUAAAAUGUCUUUUCCCAUACUUGCUAAGGCUCUAUCAGUCUGUCCGGAAAGUAAUGAGCAAUCUGUCGCAUCGUAAAUCGUAUCGCUGCCGAGAAACCGAAUUUUAUCGCUGCAAAAUCAAAUUUCUUUCCACUUCAGCGACACAAUCAGCGCAGCGACGUUGUGCUCAUUAUUUUUCCGUCAGACUGAUACUAUAUCACGUCGUAUGGGAAAAGGUUUUCUUCAUAACUUGAUAAUUUUACAGGAACCCCCUAUCUCCACGCCAUCUUCCAUCUUCUCUCGUCCAUGGCCGCGUACAAUAUCUUUGUAAUGUUCGGCCUCUUGGAGAUCAAUCGUAAAGAAGGAAGCCACAAUUUCGACGCCGAGAUUCGAUAUUUCCCAACCGAUUUCGAGACCAACAAGCCAUUGAGAUUCUCAGUGCCAUAUUUGACGUUGGUCCGAAAAUCCAAGCGAAUUGAGUAA
Messenger RNA from Bursaphelenchus xylophilus (pine wood nematode), 1660 nucleotides. NCBI's taxonomy places the organism in Eukaryota, Metazoa, Nematoda, Chromadorea, Rhabditida, Aphelenchoididae. The record is from the annotation of a GenBank genome assembly.